ACAAAAGUAUUUAUAUUUCAUCACUAUUUAUUUAUAUUUAAUUUUUUUUUUAACUCGAAUCACAUUGGUCAAUUAUAACCAAAAAAAAAAUAAUUAUAAAUAAACAGACAUUUAAAAUUACACAAACACACAUUAUCAUAAAUUUUUUUUUUAUUUUUAUCAACUUACCUAAGUUGUUUUUAUGAUAAAUAACAGUGAGAUUUUUAUGUCAAUAAAAUAAAUCAUUUACAUAUUGACUAUCAAUGAUUAAAAUCACACAGAAAUUUUGUUAAAUUAAUAAAAAAAUUAUCAAGGGAUGAUGCUUACGCGAUAUGAUGAUAAAAGUAUAUUUUUUAGUGUAAAUAAAUAAAAGAAAAUAGGUAAAAAUUUGAUUUUGUUAUAUCAACAGAUAAAAGAUAUGUUUGGAAAUAAAUUGUAUAUGUAUAUAGAUGAAUUAAAAUUACAUCAAUCACUAAAUUUGUAUGUAAGACUGACAGGAAUCAGCUGUUAAAAACACAAAGAACAUUAGAAGCGUGAUUUUAGACGUUCAGUUAAUUUCACAUUAGAACUUUUGUUUUUUUUUUUUUUUAUAUUUGCCGUGAGUUGUGCACACCAUCAUUGCAAAAUACUGAAAGUUUGAUCUUUUUGUUGAAUAAAAAAAUAAACACAGUGAUGAGUAAAUUGAUUAUUAGAUUAUUUAAAUGUUUAGAAAUGAAAAACAUGUAUUAAUUAAGUGAAAAUAGUGCAACUGUGUGAAAAAAAUUAGUUUUCUUUUUUGUAUUUAUGAAUAAUUAUUAAUGAUAUUUUUUUGUUAAUGAUAUAUUGUACUUACAUGUAGACUAUUGCAGACUAUUGAUUGAACAAAAAAUAAUCAGCUGUUGUUUAACUCUACUUAUGAUUACAAUAAACUAAGUUAAGUUAAAAUAAAAAUCGACAACUUAAUUAAACGUGGUCUAACUUAAUAAAAAUCAACAACUUCAAUAAAACGUGGUCUAACUGGUUCUAUGUAACAUGCACAACAUGCACGACUCGAUGAAAGGGGGGUGUACACUGGACUGGGAAAACGAACAAAAAAAAUGUGCCGAGCACUAGCGCCUUGAACGGAAUAGUGGCCGAAUAUGAAAAUAACAUGGAAUUUUUUUUCUGAUUAAAUACGAGUUUUGCCGAAGUCUAUUGUUGACAUUAAACUGCGGAAAAAAAUAAAAAAAGUGUGAAAAAUAAAAAAUAACACACACGUGCAUUUAUUGUACAUGAUAAAAAAAAUUAAUGCUUAUCUAUGUGAUAUCAUAGCUAAAAAUAAAUUUCAAUUACCUCGAAAAUAGAUAAAAUUUAAAAUAAUAAUUUUAUAAUUUUAAUAAUUAAUUCUUAGAAUAUAUUGCAUUUUUAUUUUUUUAAUUGUAUAAUUUUUUUUUAAAUAAUUAUUAAUAAUAGUCGAAAAUUGUUUGAUAAUUUUGAUUUUUUAAAUUUAGUAAAAUUAUAAUUUUAAAAAAGUACAAAAUGGCAUUACCAAGUCUAAAAGACUAUUCACUUCUUGAAAAAAUUGGUACAGGAAGUUACGCCACUGUCUACAAAGCCUAUAAAAAGAAUGAUCAUCAAAAAUUACUUGCAAUUAAGUGUGUUGAAAGUGCAACAUUAUCAAAAUCAGCAAUCGAUAAUAUUAUUACAGAAAUUAAUCUUUUGAAAGUACUAAAUCAUAAGCAUAUUGUCGAGAUGAAAGACUUUUUUUGGGACGAUGGACGUAUUUAUAUUGUCAUGGAAUAUUGUGACGGUGGUGAUUUAUCAAAUUUCAUUAAAAAACAAAAUAAAUUACCAGAAUUGGUUUGUCGUAAAUUUUUACAGCAGCUUGCACUUGCAUUGCAAUACUUGCAUUCUCACAAUGUCUGCCAUAUGGAUCUUAAGCCUCAAAAUUUACUAUUAAUUAGAAAACCCACAUUAACACUUAAAGUUGGAGAUUUUGGCUUUGCUCAGUAUCUUUUACCUUCGGAAAAUAAAUUUUCCAUUCGUGGAUCACCACUUUACAUGGCACCAGAAAUUUUAUUGAAACACAAAUACGAUGCAAGAGUUGAUCUAUGGAGUGUAGGAGUUAUUAUGUAUGAAUGCCUUUUUGGAAAAGCACCAUACUCAAGUACUAGCUUUCAAGAAUUGGCUGAUAAAAUAAAAAGUUGUAAAUUCAUUGAGAUACCCAAAGGCAAUCAUGUAUCAAAUGAAUGUAAAGAUUUACUUUUGUCUCUUUUGAAACACGAUCCAAAUGCGCGAAUUACUUUUGAUGAAUUUUUCGCACACGAUUUUUUGGAUCUUGAACAUGCACCAACUAGUGAAAAUUUUCAAAAAGCUGCAGAACUUGCACAGCGCGCUGUCAAGCUUGAUAUGGAAAAAAAAAUUCAAGAAGCGUUUCAUAUUUAUUGCGAGUCCCUUCGAUAUUUCAUACCUCUAUUAACAAAUGAAUCUGAUCCACAACGAAAAAAGAGCCUUAGAUUGAGAGUCAAUGAGUACAUUAAUCGAGCAGAAAAAUUGAAGCAAAUGUCCAUUGCCAAACAAAAGUCUGAUGAAGCAGUGAAAAGUUUACAAAUUGAUGAUAAAGAAAAACAACUGCUUGCUCUACAUAAGACUACUUCAUUGGAUCAAAGUUCAUCAUUUACAUAUCAAGAGCUACGGGUGCUCAGUAAAAGUACACCAGAUAUGUCAGCUGCACUUGAAAUGGGAGAAGUAGCUGAGCAAUAUUUUGCCGAAGGGAAUUAUGCUCUUGCCUUAGAAAAAUUUAAAUCUUGUCUGGGAGUGCUCGUGCGAGUUCUUACAAAAGAACCAUCUGGCAGAAGACGAGAUAUUUUACAUCAACAGAUUCAAAUUUGGAUGAAGCAAGCAGAAAGUACAAAGGGUCUUUUAGCGACUGGUGAAAUUAAUGAAAAUACAAACCGAUCUUCAACAGCGCAGGAUCAAUGCGUCAUUCAAUAAAAUCCCAACUCUUAAAAAUUAAAUUAAUAGGAAAUUAUUUUCUGUGAUUAUAAACAAUUUUAAUCAUAAUAAAUUAUUUUUUUGAAAGCAA
This is a messenger RNA of Aphidius gifuensis, 3022 nucleotides long. RefSeq names its product serine/threonine-protein kinase ULK3 (gene Aduk). Bases 1477 to 2931 code for a protein of 484 amino acids. NCBI's taxonomy places the organism in Eukaryota, Metazoa, Arthropoda, Insecta, Hymenoptera, Braconidae. The record is from RefSeq and is a predicted model, not a curated record. The transcript is spliced from 8 exons. Gene Ontology annotation, molecular function: ATP binding; protein serine/threonine kinase activity. Gene Ontology annotation, biological process: peptidyl-serine phosphorylation; protein autophosphorylation; autophagosome organization. Gene Ontology annotation, cellular component: autophagosome; cytoplasm.